AUGGGCAAGCAAAACAGCAAGCUGCGACCCGAAGUGCUGCAGGACCUGCGGGAGAACACGGAGUUCACGGACCAUGAGCUGCAGGAGUGGUACAAGGGCUUCCUCAAGGACUGCCCCACCGGCCACCUGACCGUGGACGAGUUCAAGAAGAUCUACGCGAACUUCUUCCCCUACGGCGACGCCUCUAAGUUCGCCGAGCACGUCUUCCGCACCUUCGACACCAACGGCGACGGCACCAUUGAUUUCAGGGAGUUCAUCAUCGCGCUGAGCGUGACCUCGAGGGGCAAGCUGGAGCAGAAGCUCAAGUGGGCCUUCAGCAUGUACGACCUCGACGGCAACGGCUACAUCAGCCGCAGCGAGAUGCUGGAGAUCGUGCAGGCGAUAUAUAAAAUGGUGUCGUCCGUGAUGAAGAUGCCGGAGGAUGAGUCCACACCGGAGAAACGCACAGACAAGAUCUUCAGGCAGAUGGACACCAACAAUGACGGCAAACUGUCCCUGGAAGAAUUCAUCAAAGGUGCCAAGAGCGACCCGUCCAUCGUCCGGUUGUUACAGUGUGACCCCAGCAGUGCGAGUCAGUUCUAA
This is a messenger RNA of Rangifer tarandus platyrhynchus (Svalbard reindeer), 582 nucleotides long. The record is from the annotation of a GenBank genome assembly. NCBI's taxonomy places the organism in Eukaryota, Metazoa, Chordata, Mammalia, Artiodactyla, Cervidae.